UCUUGAGUUCAAUUUAAAAUAAAGUAUUUUUUAAAGCUUCGGGCCAAAUGUUGUUUCGAAUUAACAAAUAUUAAUUAAAUUUUAUGCAAGUACAGUUUGUAAUGACCAUUUUCAUAUUCGCCGUAUUCUCUGGCAAAAGUCGAGGUUAGGUGGUUGGGUGAUAGAUCGUUGUUAUUAUAUUUUCGUAGAAACUGUAACCGCGAGCAUAUUUAAACAAAUCGGUCAAUUAAAUUAUAAUCUUUACCCGUUUUCUCGAAUCGCCGUUGAAAAUCUCGUCCGAAAAACGAUGCCAGCAAUUUUAAAAUUUGACCCAAGUUGAUUGAUUGUUUGUUUAUUGUUAUGUUCGCGUCUUUCCAUUGAACUUUGUGCGGGCCUAAUACAGGAUGAACGGCAUGGAUCACCGAAGUCAUGGAAACCAAAACACCAAGCCAAAGAACUACAAACUCCUAGUUGAUCCCUUUUUGGUAAAGGGUAGUCCUAAGCUCUACCGCUAUGAUGGAGUGGUACCCAAUGACAAUACCUACCCCCCAGUCACUCUUAGAGAUCCGCGUUCUCACUUAACAAGGAUAUGGACCCGUCUGGAGACACUGGAACUGCCUGUACCUAGGUUCAGGGUCGAUCACAAUUACGUCGGCGAGCCUCCGUCGAUCGAGGUGACUAUUUUUCACCUAAACGAUAACAUCGACAAGCAAUUUUUGAAAGAGAUCGUGCAAAAAUUCGGAAUUAUAGAGGAACUUUUUAUAUAUUAUCAUCCAGUGACCAACAAACAUUUGGGCAUCGGGAGGGUUAUUUUCGAAGAGGUUAAAUCAGCGAAAGCGUGCGUGGAGAAACUAAACAAUACCAGCGUCAUGGGCAAAAUUUUGGACGUAUUUUUGGACUCUUUUGGGGAAAAGUGUAAGGCGAGGUUCGAGGAGCUGACGGCAGAGAAAAAAACCGCCCCCGUUCCCGCGGUUCCGGAAGCCACCCCCAAACCGGAGGCGGAAAAGAAGAAGACCGAUGAUGACAGGUUACCUUACGAUCCUGGCGAUAACGACUUUGAGGAUCGCCUGUUCAAAGCGAAAGAAAAAGAACUGAAACAUCACGACGAUUAUUCCGAAGAGUUCAUGCGCAAUUUAAAAAAAGAUCGAGACCGGGACCGCGAGAGGGAGCGAGACAGGUACAGUUCGCGGUCGUACCGAGAGUUUUCGACUCCGGGCAGCGCCGACAUGGGUUACGGUACCGCAUCCAGUGAGUUUUCAGCGACCUAUGGAUCGACCAACACCACUCCCUUAUCGUUCGAUUAUCACGGUUUAAGCCAAGCCACGCCCAUUCCGCCGCAGUAUCCGUACGCCACGCCCACCUACCAUGCCAUGGGUCCGCCUCCGGUGUGGCCGGUCACGCCCCAGUGGCCUCCGCCCGACCCGUGGGAACGGUCGCCGGCGCCGCCCCCCAAAUGGGGCCACGAAUCGGAACAGCCGAAACGGACGAUCGAAAAGGCACGGGACAGGGACCGGGACCGGGACAAACACAGGGAUAGGGACCGGGACCGAGAUAAAGACAGGAAAAGGUCCAGCAAGUCGAAGCGGGACAAAACGAGGGACAAGGAGGAGAAAAAGGACAAGGAGAAGGUGGACGAGGAGAAGCCCUUGGAUUUGGACACGAGGAUCGAGUUGCUCUUGAAAGGGAAGGGCAGCGGGGGCGUGCCGCCGCCCUUUUUGUCGCUGGGGGGCGACUCGGACGAGGACAGGAUGAGUUGCUCGCCGCGGGACAAAAUGCCGCCCCCGCCUCCAAUUCCGACGUCCAUCGAUAGCGACGACGAUCGAUCGAGUAUUUCACUAAGUGACAUGCCGAUUAACCCGAUGGCUCCGGUUUUGUGUAGCGACGCGCAAGACGACGACACCAUACCCCUGUCCGAUCCUCCGUCACCGUUUUUGUCCAUGGAUAUAUACCUCCAGUGUCAUAGGAACGCCAUCGAGCAGGCCGUGGUCGCGCGCCAAAAGGAGGCACUGCAAACGUCUGCGCUGUUGAAGAAGGUGCAGAUCGGCGAGUUCGGGAAACUGGGCAGCGACAUCUCGUCGAGCGAAGACGAACUGUUGACCGGCGAAAACAUCGAGCGCAACUACAGCCCGAUCGACCGGCGCGAUUUCAAGAACGAGUUCAAAUUCGACAAGGACGACGACAGGAUGAGCAUGUCGUCGUUGAGUAGCAACGAGAACAAAAUCGAGGAGGCGCAGCCGGAUCAGGCGCCGUUGGUCGCUGCGCAGUCGACGCUGCAGACCGUCGGGACUGCGCAGUUUCCGGCAGUGCCGGCGAUGCCGGCCAGCGUCUAUCCGGGUUACCCUCAAUAUCCGGACCUAUUGAGGAUUGCCGCAACAGCUGCCAUACUCAGAUCCGCUACAGGAUACACCGGUUCGGCUCAGUACGGUUAUACGCAGCCGCCUCCCAUCUCGCCUUACGCCGCCCCCUAUCCGCAAUACCCUUACCCGACCGCCACGACGGCCGCUUACCCUUACACAGCUUCGAUGCCUUAUUACUCGGCUUAUCCUGCCGCCGCCGCCGCCACUGCCGCGUACGGUUUCCCCUACCCGACUAUAGGCGCCGCCUCCACCGCGUGCGGCAGGACCGACCUUGAGGGCAGGACGGACGAUCCCCACGCCCCCACCAUCGAUAGCGUCGUCGAGAAGGUCACCCACGAGCUCAAGGCUAUCCUGAAGCGCGACUUCAAUAAGAAAAUGGUCGAGAUGACGGCUUAUAAGAAGUUCGAGGCUUGGUGGGAGGAAGAAACGUCGAAGGUUAACAAGGUGAAAGACAAAGAGGAGACGGAGAAGCCGAUAUCGUCGAGAGACAACAUAAACGUACUGCUGGAGAGCAAUCACGACUCCCUGUACGGCUACGACUCCGUGGGUCUGGGUCUGCGCGCCUCGCUGCCGAAGAUGCCCAGUUUCCGGCGCAAGAAGAUCCCGUCGCCGGCGCCGGUCGAAGAAGACGAAGAAUCGAAACUGUCCGAUCAGGAGGAAAUCGUGCGCAGCGAUUCGGACUCGGAGUCGACGUCGCGGCGUCGCGGCGACGACGUCGCGCGACGGAAAACAUCGUCGAGCAGCUCGAGCUCGAGCUCGACGGUCAGCUCGGACGACGACGACAGCUCCGACGACGAGAGCAGCUCCGACGAAUCCGACGUCGAGGUGAAACAGAUGAACAGGAGCGACGCGUCCAAGACCGAGAAAAACGUCGAAGACGACGUCGACGACGAGAUGAUAAAAAUAUCCGACUUGUCGACGUUCGAGCCGCUCGAUGACGGCAUCGUCGAGAGAAACGAGACCCCCACCCCGAUGGAGCUGGACGAAUCGGUAGACACCGCACAGUCGAACGUUCGAACGUUAAAGGUCGUCGCACCGCGCGCCGUCGACUCAUCCGAACCGUCCAAGAGGCCGAAGAACAACUUCUACAGCAUCUACGACAGCGACAGCGACGAGAGCGACACCGAGAGGAUCCUGCUGGAGCGCAGGCGCAAGAACACUGAAUGGAUGGAACAGAUCGAGAAGGAGCGACAGGAAACAGAGGCGCGGAGGCGGCAAGAACGCGCUGAGAAGGAAGAAAGGGAACGGACGCCGACUCCGCCGUCGCAGAAAGCGACGCACGGCGACGUCGACGUUGACGACGAGGAGACCAAGAGCGCGAUCGAGGAGAAAACGUUGGAAGAGCUCGAGGCGGAACGGGACGCCCUCUUGCGGCAAGUGCGCAAUCCGGAGCCGCCGUCGAACGAGAUGGACGUCGACGACGAUCGGCCGCGUCACGUGACCGCCGAAGACGACGACGCGGUCGAACAAAAGGACGUCAACGGCGCCGUGGACGCCGUCGCCAAGGGCCUGUCCGAAGGUUCCAGGGAGAGCAGCCCGUCGAGCCAGGUGGUCAUAGAGCAUUCGUACUGCAUGUCGCGGCCAGACGAGAAGGAGAACGACGCCGGCGUCGGUGUCGAGACGCCGCGCGGGGACACCCUCGCCCACGAUCAUGGAUACACGAACAAGGAGGAGACGGCGCCGGUCGUGGAACCCGUCAAACCGAAAAAGGAGAAAGCGCCCAAACAGCCGAGACCCCGCAAGCAAAAGAAGCUCCAGGAGCUGCAGAACACGUUCUACAACGAACGGCAGCGUUAUUCGGCCAAACAGGACUACGUGGGCCGCUACAAUGUCCACGAAAACGUUUACCACAAAAUACGGGAUCAGAUGUCCGAAUUCGCGGUUCUUUACGAAUUCCUCACCAAGGGUAUCGACCGGGAAGACAUCGAGUACAUCAAAAAAUCGUACGAGGAGCUGCUAUCGGACGACGUGAUGGGUUACUGGCUCAACGACACACACUGGGUCGACCACUGCGUCACCGAUUUGUACUCUAGCCCGCCGAAGAGACGGAAACGGGACGAGAGGCAGCACUCGACGGGUUCGGCGAGGACCGAAGGGUAUUACAAGAUGUCCGCGCACGAAAAGUCCCGUUACAAGUACCACCACGCCAAGGCUCACGCCAUCACGUCGGCGGUUGUCGUGCCAGUCAACAAACAAGGUCUGUCGAGGGAGGCGCGUUCCAAUCAGCGCAGAUUGCUGACCGCGUUCGGAUCCGAUACGGACUCGGACCUGUUGAAAUUCAACCAGCUGAAAUUCCGUAAGAAGCAGCUCAAGUUUGCCAAGUCGGCCAUUCACGAUUGGGGAUUGUUCGCGAUGGAACCAAUCGCCGCGGACGAAAUGGUGAUCGAGUACGUGGGCCAGAUGAUACGUCACAGCGUGGCCGACUUCAGGGAACAGAAAUACGAAGCCACGGGCAUCGGAAGCUCGUACCUCUUCAGGAUAGACUUGGAGAAUAUCAUAGACGCGACCAAGUGCGGAAAUUUGGCGCGGUUCAUCAAUCACAGUUGUAACCCGAAUUGCUACGCGAAAAUCAUCACGAUCGAGUCGCGCAAGAAAAUCGUCAUCUAUUCGAAGCAGCCGAUAGCGGUGAACGAGGAGAUUACUUACGAUUACAAGUUCCCUAUCGAGGAGGACAAGAUUACGUGUCUGUGUGGCGCCGCCACCUGUCGGGGCACUUUGAACUAAACGAAAGUGAGGUUGGGUGGUUUUAAAUUGUGUUUUUAAUGAUUGUACAUAAUUUUCUGUAAAUAUAGCGGAUUUGUUAAUACAUCAUCAACACAUUCCGUCUGAGUAUAGUUUUAUUUC
Cylas formicarius (sweet potato weevil) is the source of this 5180-nucleotide messenger RNA. RefSeq names its product histone-lysine N-methyltransferase SETD1 (gene Set1). Lineage: Eukaryota; Metazoa; Arthropoda; Insecta; Coleoptera; Brentidae. The transcript has 17 exons. The record is from RefSeq and is a predicted model, not a curated record. The coding region runs from base 384 to 5060 and encodes 1558 amino acids. Gene Ontology annotation, cellular component: Set1C/COMPASS complex. Gene Ontology annotation, molecular function: histone H3K4 methyltransferase activity; RNA binding; protein binding.